AUGAAUUCUCCCAAGGAUGCCACUCCGCCAACUAGGCCGCCACACUCCAGACGACGCAAAGAAAUGGAUAUCGUCCCCAUACAGGUCGGGAGCUAUACCCGUCUAGAGGAGAUUGGCCGUGGCAGCUUCGCCACGGUUUAUCAGGGUGUUCAUAAUCGGAAUCAAACCCUCGUUGCGAUAAAGUCUGUGAACAUGGCAAGGCUAAACAAGAAACUGAAGGAUAAUUUGAAAUUAGAGAUCAACAUCCUCAAGGCUGUCCAUCAUCCUCAUAUCGUGAUGCUUCUAGAUUGCCAAGAGACCGCCAACGAGAUCCAUCUUGUCAUGGAAUAUUGUGUCCUUGGUGACCUCUCGAUCUUCAUCAAGAAGCGCGAUUCCUUACUUGCGAGUGCCCUCCAUUUCCUCAGGUCUAGAGAUUUGGUCCAUCGCGACGUUAAACCUCAAAAUCUUUUGCUUAAUCCCUCUCCCCGGUCCAUCGCCAGGGGAGAAUACCGGAUUCCUCCUUACAAGGGAAAUGAAGAUCUAUUCACACCACUUGCAGGCCUGGAUUCCAUGCCCUUGCUCAAACUGGCGGAUUUCGGAUUUGCUCGCUCACUCCCUUCAACUUCUCUUGCCGAUACUCUCUGCGGUUCACCUCUCUAUAUGGCUCCUGAAAUCCUACGUGCCAUGGAACGGCAACAAAGUUCGGAAUUCCAUCGUUCCCCGGGAUCAUCGUUAUUUAAGGAAAACGUCGCGGAUCGUGGAACCCUUCCACAACCAGCAACUGACGACAGGGAUGUCGAACGGGAACGGGAACGCGCUGCUCAGGAAGUGGCUUUCGAACGCGACUAUAUAAUCGUAGAAAAGAGGGCCGUGGAAGUGAAUGCGUUUGCUGAUGAGCUGGCCGCAAGUCCACGUAUACGGCAACAGGGCCAAGGGUUGGCGCGUCCGGCCGCGGGAGUCAUGCCGCGGCGUGCUACCACCGCUGCUCACUCACCGAAUCCCUCGCAAAACGCCUCCUCCCGUGCCUUGCAAUUGGUUACUGGGAGGCCGCGAGCAGACUCCAAUCACAAUCGGCAGAGUUCGUACGAACGGAGAUACGGCCCGAGCCCUAACUCUGCAACCUCCGCGAUCUCCAAAGCAUUGAAUAUGGCCAGCGGGCGGUUGUUUGGUGUUGGAUUUUCUCCCCCGUUAACCGUAACGAAAGGCGGAAGAUCCCCACCACUAGCAUACAACCCUUUCCCCGUGUAUCCACUUAGCCCCCAAGGUAACCUAGUCGUUGUCGGAGACGGAGCUAAGACGCAAAUCGCUCUCGACGAGGAUACGAAAACAGUCCAGAUUAUCGAAGAAUGUGCGACACGGAGCGACGUUGUUUAUGGAUUUGCGGAAGUCAAAUACAAACAGUUGAUACCCCUGGCUCCGUCUAUGCAGCCUGCAACAGCUAUUCACCCCGGUACCGUUUCUCCAGAUAUGGAAGUUGAUCCUUCCCAGUCAACCGACGGUGGACUCACUACCGACGCCAUUGUGACCCUUUCCCAGGAGGCCCUGGUUCUCUACGUUAAAGCCCUCUCCCUGCUUGCAAAAUCGAUGGAUAUUGCUGGUGCAUGGUGGGCGCGAAAGAACACUGGGGAAGUUGUUGGCAUUAGCGGUGGUUCAUCUUCGAGUUCGGGGAACAACAAUAACGGCAAUGGUAAUACAAACCCCACCGUUGGUGCCAGGGUGAAUAACGUCGUGCAGUGGGUCCGAAACCGCUUCAAUGAGGUUCUGGAGAAGGCAGAGUUUGUGAGGCUAAAGCUUUUGGAGGCCCAGAAGCGGCUUCCUACUGAUCAUCCCUCACACCCAAGUAACAACGGUAACCAUUCGUAUGGAUCCGAUGCAGGACUGGGACUGGGGACAUCUGUUGAUCAGAUCGUCGUGAGCUCCGGGAUCACUGCGGAGAAGCUUAUAUAUGACCGCGCGCUCGAGAUGAGUCGAACUGCUGCCAUUAAUGAGCUGACGGGCGAGGAUUUGCCUGGGUGUGAAAUUGCGUAUGUCACUGCUAUCAGGAUGCUGGAGGCUAUUUUGGAAAAUGAUGAGGAAGUGCUGUCGAAGGGACCUGGUCAGGGUGAGAAAGCCGGUAUGGCAAGUGGGGGCAUUGAUAAUGAAGUUAUCAAUGGGGUGCAAUUGGAAGAUCGGCAGAUUGUGGCUAAACUCGUCGCCAGCAUCCGCACUCGUCUCACAGACUUACGAAAGAAAAUGGCCCUGAUGACCAAAAGAUCCUCCGCCCCGCCAGUUGUUCAAAGCAAAGUCACCGGCAUAUCGUCGCAUCUUCGCAGACCUACUUCGCCCGUUGUCACCGCCUCCGCUUCACCACGGCAUGAAAGCAAUGUGGCAGCAACUCAAGUACCGCGUACUUGUGUAUAUACCAUUGAUCGUGGUUUGUCGCCCCAAGUGAGCGUUUUGGUUGGAAAAGAAACCCUUUCCACCCUCUCUCUCCGUGAGAUUCAUCUUACUAUUGGCUAG
Messenger RNA from Histoplasma mississippiense, 2478 nucleotides. RefSeq lists its product as hypothetical. The transcript is spliced from 7 exons. Lineage: Eukaryota; Fungi; Ascomycota; Eurotiomycetes; Onygenales; Ajellomycetaceae. Gene Ontology annotation, biological process: autophagosome organization; protein autophosphorylation; autophagy. The record is from RefSeq and is a predicted model, not a curated record. The coding region runs from base 1 to 2478 and encodes 825 amino acids. Gene Ontology annotation, molecular function: protein serine/threonine kinase activity; ATP binding. Gene Ontology annotation, cellular component: cytoplasm; autophagosome.